CUCCGGAUCCUUUAUAAACUGGUCCUCAGCUCGUCAGAUCAGGCAUUAAUUGUGCUUCUCAAUCUGGUUUGGAUUGUUGGAAAAGGCUCAUCAGCUUUCUAGACUCUAGCCAUGCUUUCUGGUUUGACCUCAGGGUUCCUCCUCCUCAGCCUCCUGCUGCAGGUCGGGACCAACGCUGCUCCUCUGGACCUGGUGGACGACGCGGCCGAUGGCGACGCCAGGCGCACCAUGUUGGGRACUCUGUCUGUGAYCGUUGUCCRRGCCUACGGUCUGAACGGAGAUGGAGUCAGCAGAACUAAUGCUGUUGGUAGGGUGUGGUACGCAAACAUGUUCUUCCAGACCUCAGAGAUCAAGUCAGACAAUCCAGUGUGGAACGCCGUGUUUAAUUUGGGCCAUGUGGAAACUCAUCUUCCCCUGAAGGUUGAGGUUUGGGAUAAGGACGUGGGAAAAGAUGACCUUCUCAUCUCCUGCACACAUUAUCUGACCCGGGGAACCAACACCUUCACCUGCUCAGGGAACGGAAAGCUGGAGGUGAAAUACUCCCUGAUCUGUGACCCCGGCCUUACUGGAAGUAAAUGUGAGCUGUACCAGUAAAAUGCUUGGUGGAAAACUCGGUCACAGUGAGGCUGAACUGGAUCUGUUUAAAUAAAUGACUCAGGUUUUUAUGAUAAUGAAAGUAUCUGUUGAUCAGAGUGCAUGCUAACAUUAUAAAAAAAAUCUUUGUUCCUGCUUUAAACAAAUACAUUUUGGCAACAGAUGAGCAUUAGUUUGCUUUUACUGACGGUAAUUCAAGCUGUACUGUAUUACUUUCAAAAUCCUUUGAAUCAAUAAAAUAUUCUUUCAUUGUGAGA
Molecule: messenger RNA, 851 nt
Organism: Poecilia reticulata (guppy)
Lineage: Eukaryota; Metazoa; Chordata; Actinopteri; Cyprinodontiformes; Poeciliidae
Product: perforin-1-like
Biological process (GO): immunological synapse formation; T cell mediated cytotoxicity; defense response to virus
Cellular component (GO): membrane
Molecular function (GO): wide pore channel activity
Source: RefSeq, a predicted model, not a curated record